UUGAAUAUCAGAACAUGUUUUUCUAACAUGAUACAUAUGUGACAUACUAAUAAGAGAGGGGAAUACAUUAAAACGGUACUUUUUCUUCAUGCAUUCUAUUCGUCUCAAACACCUUUAAAUGUCACGUAAACUAAAUGUUGAUCCGUACUGAGGAUCAUUUAACAUCAAACACAAUGAAGCUUAAGAAAAAAAAGAAGAAUAAACAAAAGCAAUUGAAACGUGGGAACAUAAUGAGUGAAAAGUUAAAAUUAAUAUUCCAAAUGUUUUUUUACUUUGCUACAGGAUUAACAUUAUUAAUUGGCAUAUCCUACUUUCUAUAUAAUCAGUCACAUAUUAAAAGGACGUAUAAACAAAUAGUUCAAGUUACAGAGAAAAAACCAACAUUUUUAAUUUAUAAUAAAUCCAAUACCACUGAACAUUUAAAGCAUAUAUUUAUAGUAUUAGAACGUUUAGGUUUUAAACCUACUACUAAUGAAACUCAAUGGGAUCUUUUAUGGUCGCACGAAUACCCAUUCAUAGCAUUAGCACCGAUUUUAAAAAAUUUGCAACCUCAUCAACGUAUAAAUCAUUUUCCUGGUUGUGGUUAUAUUACAAACAAAGGACAUUUAUCAACAUCUGAAGGUCGCUAUAUACCUAAAGCAUUUAAGAUGCCAAAGGAUAAAGAUUAUUUUCUUACAUAUGCCACUUUGUAUCCGCACAAAUAUUUUGUUAAGAAGUCUAAUAGUCAUCGUGGUAUCAAAGUUAUUAAGAUUAGUGAUAUGAAUUUAACUGAUACAGAUUUUUUUGUCCAAGAAUUUAUAGAUCGACCAUACCUUAUUGAUAAUUAUAAGUUUGAUAUAGGCAUUUAUACUGUAAUUACAUCAAUUGAUCCACUAAGAGUAUAUGUUUACAAAGGAGAUGUUUUACUUAGAUUUUGUCCAAUAGAAUAUUAUCCAUUUGAUAGCAAUAAUUUAGAUAAGUAUGUUAUUGGUGACGAUUAUCGACCUAUUUGGGAAGUACCAUCUUUAAAAAACUAUUAUGUUCAUUUUGGAUUUUCAAUGAAAGAUUCAUUGGAUGCAUAUAUAACAUCAAAAGGAAAAGAUCCUCAAAAAAUAUGGAGCAAUAUACAUGAGGCAAUUAGAGAAGUGGCACUAAUGAAAGAAGGCCAAGUAAAAGAAGCAAUUCAACGUUUCGGCGGUGGAAGAAAUUAUUUUGAAUUGGUCAGAUUCGAUUUCACACUUGAUGAAGAUUUGAAUGUAUAUACAAUGGAAGCAAAUAUGUCUCCAAAUUUAUCUUCUGCACACUAUCCACCUAAUCAAUUACUUUAUGAGCAAGUUUUAUUUAAUUUAUUUGCACUCGUUGGUAUUGGUCAAAGGAUUAAAGAGAAUAAUUUUGAAACAAGAAAUAAACUGGGAUAUGAAAUGGAAGUUGCAACUAAAAAUUUAGUAGUAUUACCAAAAUUUUGUGCAAAUUGCAAAGAUUGUUUUGUAAUAGAAUGUCAACUUUGUAAUCCAUGUUUCACACCAGAGAUUAAAAUUAUUUUAUCUCAAAGUUAUAAAGAACAUCAAAACAAAAUGGAUUUUCAAAGGAUCUUUCCACCUUCUAUAGUCGACGGAAUGGAAUUGAAAGAUUAUACACUACGAAAUCAGUUGCUUAUAAGAUGGUAUCAAGGAAAAUGUGCUUUGGAUCAUACAUGGUGUAUUUAAUAACAUUUAAUACAUACAGUAAUUUUUAAUAAAAUCAUAAAAUGCACAAACAAGUAUGAGAACAUAUUAAAAUAAUAAUAGUUAUCACUUAUAUUAUUAGGUGCAUCAUAAUAUAUAAAAAAACAAUGAAAAAAUUAUACAAUCAAACUCAAUAUCAUAAUUUUUUAUUAUUGAUUUUCAAUUUUUUAUUUUAUAACUUUUUUUUAGCUUUACAUUCUGGUGCAUUUGGAUUUGUACCUUCAUAAAAAUUUUUAAGUAAAUUUAUUGCUUCUUUACUUUUAAUAUCUCCUAUUAUUGUUACUUUGGUAUCAUAAACAUUGGAUACUUUGAAAACACUCACACAUCCUCCAAACCUGUCAUUUCUACAGCCAUAAAUAAUACUGCGUACUCGUAAUUGAUAUAAUGCAGACGUACACAUUAUACAUGGUUCAACAGUAACAAUAAUAUCAAUGUUAGAAAAAACUUCUUUAUAAUCUAAACAUCUUUCUUUACAGAAUACUAAAACUUGAUCAAUGCAAUUCAUUUCAGCAUGUCUAGUUGCGUUACAAGUUUCAUUAACAGUAUUAUUACUUUCUGCAAUUAUUUCAUUAUUAUAUAUAAAUAAACAUCCAACCGGAACUUCACCAACUUUUAGUGAAGCCGCAGCUUUUUUUAAGGCAAUGUCCAUCCAUGCAACUGCAUUCAUAGUGAUAUUAAAAUUAAUAAAAACAAUAAUACAAGUUUUAAAGUACAAAUAAUUAAUACAUAACAUAGAAAUGUAUCUCCUAUUGUUUAUAAGAAGAAAAUAACUUUUUAUAACCAUAUAUGUUAGUCCAUAUUACAAAUAAAAAAUGUUCCUUAUA
Messenger RNA from Vespa velutina, 2527 nucleotides. RefSeq names its product probable tubulin polyglutamylase ttll-15 (gene TTLL15). The transcript is spliced from 4 exons. Gene Ontology annotation, biological process: protein modification process. Bases 135 to 1685 code for a protein of 516 amino acids. The record is from RefSeq and is a predicted model, not a curated record. NCBI's taxonomy places the organism in Eukaryota, Metazoa, Arthropoda, Insecta, Hymenoptera, Vespidae.